Molecule: messenger RNA, 3214 nt
Organism: Durio zibethinus
Lineage: Eukaryota; Viridiplantae; Streptophyta; Magnoliopsida; Malvales; Malvaceae
Biological process (GO): 7-methylguanosine cap hypermethylation
Cellular component (GO): nucleus
Molecular function (GO): RNA cap trimethylguanosine synthase activity; protein binding
Source: RefSeq, a predicted model, not a curated record
UAAACACUUUGAUAUGAUUAAAACGGCGACACCGUAUGUUCUUGACAUCUUGUCCUCAGAACGCCGUCGUAUGGCUCGUUAGUCUUUUCUUUUGGGUUGUCUUGGCCUCUUCUGGACUAGGCGUGCUAUGAAUUAAAACCCGACCAGAUUCCGGAGAACUUGUUGUAGUCUGUGAAAGGCGGGUGGCUUUGGGUCUAGUAUUCUUGACGAAAUGGACGCGUUUGAAAACCAAAGCGAAGCUCCAGCUAUCAAAGCUUUGGGUUCUCUCUUCAAGCUCACCGAAGUCUACUUAUGGGACGAUGGUGCCAUGGAGACUUGGGAAUCUUCUUGCUUAUCCGACAGCACUAAAUCGUCUCGACAAAGGAAUAAGAGCCGCUCAAGCAAUUAUCAUGCGAUCAGCGAUUUCAGCAUUUUAGCAGAGGAUAUUGAACUGGCUAAAGAAAUGGAUGCUUUGGGCCUCCCUCUUUCAUUUCACACCAACAAGGAGACCGGGAGUAAAAUGACUAUAAGCAAAAAGAAGGGUUUACGUCCAAAGCAUUCUCAUGGUCAUAGAGACCCUGAAGAAGCGCUGGAAUUUUCCAAAGUGAGUGAGAUGGAGAUUGAAUCUCGAUCUAUUUUUCAUGAUAACUCAAGCAGUUCUUUUUGUUGCAUGUCAAUGCUGGGUCAAAGUGAAUCAUCUUACCAUGAUGUUGCAGUGGCUGUCAAUGAAUCCCUAUGCCCUGGUCAUAAGCAAGAAGAUUCUGCAAGCUUAGCUAAGACUGUUUGUGCCUCUGUCAUGGAACAAAACUGUGAUGGAAUUUCUGACCUUGUGACUAAUGGUGGCCAGGAAUAUGACUUUGCACAGCAGAGUGGUAUUAUGUCCAAGGAUGAUGGGAAAAUUGCAUUGAGCUCAACUAGUUUAGGUGCUGAACUUUUACCAGAAUGCUGUUUGAUGGAACCAGAUCUUGACCAUUGUAAUAAUAAGGGUGAUAGAAGCUUGAUGGAGCUUGAAUGCUUUGAAUGUUCCUCUAUGGCUUACUGCAAUGAAAAAGGUGAGAAGGUUCAUCCUUAUAAUGGCACUCAGCAGCUACCUGUUUCUGAGUCAUAUUCAACAAAUUCAGAUGUGCUGGAUUGUGAUGGUAAUGACCAGACAUCUAGUGAUGAUUUUGGUGAUUGGAGGGUGCACUGGGACUCUUUCUACAUGAGGAACUACUUCUAUAAUAUCAAAACUCAAGCUUCUACAUGGGACCCACCCCCAGGCAUGGAAAAUCUAGUAUUUGAUAACCUAAAUGAUAAGUCAGAUGAAAUGAAUACUGAGUCCCUUCAGAAAUCUGUACAUGAUGGUGGAGUAGAAGAGCUGCUAUCUGGUGAGCUUUCAAAUGGGACUGGACUUGCUGCUACAUCUAGUUUGACAAUACCUUGUGUAAGCAAGUGUUUUGAGCUUGCAGGUGAACAUUGUGAAACCAGUGGUAGUUGUGACGGUGAACCUGCAUUAGGCUUAAUAUCAGAUGCUCGGGACAAUGUUGACAGCAUGACCAAGAUACCAACUGGGACAAUUUCUUAUGUUGAUGAUAUUCAUUUAGAAACUGAUGCUUUAGCAAAAGAUCAGGCAUAUACCCUGCUUGUUGCUGCCACUAAAAAAGGGAAAAAGAAAACAAGAAGACGAGCUCAGAGCAAAUUGUCUAGGGAUCAUGAAGAACUUCAAUUCCAAGGAAUGUUUGAGGAGUAUUCUGGCAUUAUUGGUAAAUAUUGGUGUCAGAGAUACCUGCUAUUCUCCAGAUUUGGUGAUGGUAUAAAAAUGGACGAGGAAGGGUGGUUUUCUGUCACUCCAGAGACUAUAGCUAGGCAUCAUGCAUCCCGUUGUGGGAGUGGCAUUGUAGUUGACUCUUUUACUGGAGUUGGUGGGAAUGCCAUUCAAUUGGCCCAGAGGAGUGCACAUGUCAUUGCAAUUGAUAUCGAUCCAAAGAAGAUAGGAUAUGCAUAUCAUAAUGCCACUGUCUAUGCUGUCAAUGACCGAAUAGAUUUCGUAAUUGGAGAUUUUUUCGCUUUGGCGCCUAAAUUGAAGGCUGACACUGUCUUCUUAUCUCCUCCUUGGGGUGGUCCUGAUUAUGCUAAAGUAAAGAUAUAUGACCUCAAGACAAUGCUUAGGCCGCAUGAUGGAUAUUUCCUGUUCAACGUUGCAAAGAAAAUUGCCUGCAAAAUUGUCAUGUUUCUCCCUAGAAAUUCAGAUCUCAACCAGUUGGCAGAAUUAUCUCUGUCUGCACAGCCUCCUUGGUCAUUAGAGGUUGAGAAAAACUUUUUGAAUGGCAAGUUGAAGGCAAUAACGGCUUACUUCACAGAGACAGCCGAUAGAGAACAAUAAAUCAACAUUAUUCAUGCGGAGUGAUGAAGAAGAAUGGGUUCAACCUUUUGUGGAUAUUAAGCCACCGGACGAUUUUAAAUGUUGAUCUGCGGAUUCGGAUUCCCCACCCAUCCCUAAUUUUGGUUAUACUGUUAUGGAAAGUAAUGUAAGUGCUUUGAUAUUCUCUCUUAAAAAGCGAAACAAAUCUCACUGAUAAUGUAGGCCACAGAUUUAUCACCUCAUGACUGCAACGGUGGCUUAUUUACGUCAAGGGGGAAUAGAUCUAGGAAGAUGUAGAGAAAUUAUACCUUGGACAACAAAAGUUAAAUGUAACAUGUUAAAAGGAUGACAAAUGCAAUAUAUUCUGAAAGCCAUCAAUCUUGUGUCAACCAUUUUAACAUUGUUGGAUCUGUCUGAUUUAUUAUCAGGUGAGCACGUUUUCAUCACCUCUUCUAUAUGCUAGUUGUAGCUACCGGCCUUUAUUUUUCUUUAUGUCUUCUGCUUCUUUUGGGUCACAGUGUUGUACCAACAGCCUAAAACCAUGUAUGAAUGCUUGUACCAACAUCCUAAAACCAUGUAUGAAUGCUGCAUUAAGGUAGUGGCUUGAUGCAAGUCUGAGGUAGUUGCAUUUGCUUUGUAAUUUUGGAAUUGCCUUAACUUCUAGUUAAGCUUGUACAACCACCACCUUUUUCAUCUACCGCACAAGCAUGACUCAUGCACGUGUCAUUGUUUUUAAUUUCGGAAUCUUAUUUUUUGAGCAGAAGUUAUAUAUAUUAAUUAUUGAAUUAAAUGCUCGGAUAUUAUAUGUCAUUAUUAUCGCAAACUGUCAAUUGUGUCUUAAAAUUAAUCGUUAACUAUAAGAGUUUGGAUGAGGUCCCUCUCUUGUUAGUUAUG